AUGGGCUUCGACUGGGGCGAGAUCUACGCCACACCAGACGAAGUCACAUUGACACCCUUCGAUCCCACGUCCUUAACCCCAACCGUUACUUUGGCCCUGUGGAUGAAAUCUUCGAUGUUCGAAACCUGUAUCAACCAUCAGAAUGUCUGGCUUGCCUUCGACGUCCAUAGCUUGUACCACAACAAUCUCUGUCAAGUCAGGGAUGAUGAUGAUUUUGUCGGUCUCUAUGUGGAUGAUGAAAAUGAUAGUUUUGGUGGAUUUGAGCUCAGCAAUUGCAGAACUCGGCGAUUCAUUGAAGGUGAAAUCCCCUUGAUUUCUGUGCACCUUCGUGAGCUGGCUGUACCUACACCUCAGUUCCAACAUGAAUAUCAUGUGAUCGUCGGGAUACAUUCGAACGAGUUUAGGCGUCUUAUCACUUAUCUGGGCCAUAUCGGAGUGUUAGUUGCUGCACGUGUAACAGAUACUAAAGUUAAGUUCUCUGUAGGUGAUGUAGAAGUCGUUUACAGUAAAGAGCUGGGGCAGUGUAUUAUCGGGGGUGAUGUGGGGGAGGAAGAUCCAGUUUUCUUGUUGUUCAAUCUUGAACACACUCGCGCAAUCAAGACUGCUGCAGAGCUGUCCCAGAUGGUGUGGUUGCUGGGCCAGUCCAAUGGUUUAUCUGUCAUGAUGCUUUGCCUCUUACUCGACUUGUUAACCUCAUGUUUUGCUUUGGUCCUCCUCAAGCCUGAAGCCUGA
This is a messenger RNA of Prunus armeniaca (apricot), 732 nucleotides long. NCBI's taxonomy places the organism in Eukaryota, Viridiplantae, Streptophyta, Magnoliopsida, Rosales, Rosaceae. The record is from the annotation of a GenBank genome assembly.